Lobosporangium transversale is the source of this 2313-nucleotide messenger RNA. RefSeq lists its product as hypothetical. The record is from RefSeq and is a predicted model, not a curated record. The coding region runs from base 1 to 2313 and encodes 770 amino acids. NCBI's taxonomy places the organism in Eukaryota, Fungi, Mortierellomycota, Mortierellomycetes, Mortierellales, Mortierellaceae. Gene Ontology annotation, molecular function: methyltransferase activity. The transcript is spliced from 3 exons.
AUGAAUGGUAUCCAAGGUACUUUCAUGCAACGUCAGAAAUCUGGUUCUCGGUCUCAGCAUUUGCCCCAUCCGCUCGACCAGGCAGAGUUUUAUACCUUGGCCUCCAGCACCUCACUUACUGCCACAAACCGUGCUGCAGACCAACCACCCCACAGCCCUGCAUCGCCUUCUUUCUCCAUCCCUUCCUCGGCCACAACUCCCACGUCUGCUAGUUACCAAGGUGACCUGCCAUAUCCCACCACUCGAUAUGAUGGUGAAACAAUCUCCGCCACCGCCUCACCAACUUCACAACGGCAUCCAUCUUAUUCCAAUCCGUCCCUGAAUCAACAUCACUCUACGCCGAUCAUCAUCUCUCCACAGCGCCAUAAUUAUACGAGUACUAGCAAUGAUGAUAACCAACCCGUCAAAAGUUCUGCUUCCACAAAUAUGCCCUCUAGACGUGGCUCGGAACACCAUCAACAUCAUCAGCAGCAACAGCAGCAGCCCACAUCUGACUUGCACCUACUUGGCACCUCACCCGAGGCAAAGGAUUGGCUUAAGCAAAAGCCGACCCGAUCUUCGGCUCAUAUGAUCCAUCAGUACAACUUUCAGAGCCACCCAUAUUACCAGCAACCUGGGUCUAUUGCCGUCAAAAUUGUUAACAACACCUGUCGCAACAUGAGUGACUAUCCUAACGUACCAUCAAUACCUAGUCCGGGUACGCGACUAUUGGGUAAUGGUGUAUGCCAAACCCCAACAACAACGUUACUGAAUGGCAGUAGUUAUCAGAGGAGCAAGAGUAUCUCAGCUGUAUCGAAUAACGAAAACAGUACCUUAGCAGUUAACGGUUCCCGAACAUAUGUAUCGGCGCCCAUCCCUAGCUCGCGGUCAAGGGGAAUGAGCCAACCUGAGACAAUGUCCCCAAGUCAACUUGGGCCCCAGAAUGAUUCAUCGAACGGUCUCUUGCACGCUCAGGGUGUAUCAUCUCACAAGACUCUUCAGGAACCACGCGUGGGUAAACUUGUCAUGUCUCGAUCCAAAUUGGCUUCACCCCUAGCUACAUCGGUCUCUCCAGUGACUACUAGCAAUUUAAUGAUACCAUCGCCUCUGGGCUCACCUCUAGAGACAUCUUCACCCAACGGUUAUUUAACCUCUGAGACAGACAGCUAUGCCUCAUCAACCCCUUUGGUAUCACGGCAGCGUCGACUAAGCUCAACUCUAUCCUCUCUCCGAUCCUUAAUCGGCAAUCAUCCACAAGGACUUUCAUUGAUCGAUUCAUUGGAAGAGGAAGAAGAUGACGACUUGGAAUCACUUUCUGAAACUGAGACGGGAGAUUCUGAGACGGAUCUCGUGCAACGAACACAGUCCUUGACUACUGUCGACACCCCCGUCAUCGCCGAGCCUACAUCCGAUAGCUCAGUAACUCCACCAAGUCAAGAGAAGCGGAAUGUCCGCAAGAGACCUCCUCCUCGACUUGAAUGGAUGGCAGACAGAAGACGAUUCAGUGUCUCUAGUCUUUCAACUAUCAAUCGAGAUAUUCAGGACAGCCAAAAAGGGCAGCAUGCAUUAUGGAAGUAUAUUGGUGGCGGUAAUUCACAUGCGCCUCUUCGAUUUGAUAUCGAUCGCAUUCUGGAUUCUGGCUGUGGCCUGGGAGAAUGGACUAUGGAAAUGGCCAAGGAGUUUCCUAACGCAACCGUCUAUGGAAUCGAUAUCAACCCAGAGUUGUUUCCUAGUGCACAGCAACCUGUUCCAAGUAACUGUCUUUUCACCCAAUCGAAUCUCCUUACCCGCCUCUCGUUUCCAAACAAAUACUUUGACUUUGUUUACCAACGUUUCCUAUACCUUGGACUGACAGUUGACGACUGGCCAGUAGCGCUUAAGGAACUAAAGCGGGUAAUGAAGCCCGGGGGCUAUAUCGAGCUUUUUGAACCCUGUAUGAGAGUCCAUCGAGCAGGAGCCCGGACGCGAGAAGUGAUGCGGUGGUGCUCACGUUUGUUACAGGAGGAGCGCGGAUUAGACUUUGACUUUGCAGGAGAAAAGAUGAAGCGACUUUGUGAGUCAGAGGAGAUUGGUUUCCAGAAUGUGCGACUGGAACGCCUCUCGAUCCCAGUGGGUGGCUGGGGAGGACGUGUUGGUCAAGCAAUGGCAGAGAAUAUGGUACUGAUUUUUCAAAACUUGCAAUCAGCUUUAAUGCCUGACGAUACGACGCAAACACCGAACGGACCCGCACAAAAGGCAUUUGACAAUAUGGUCCAGAGUUGGGUCCGAGAAUGCGAAGAAAAUAAGUCGUACAUUGAUUAUUAUAUCCUUGUUGGUCAACGACCCAUGGAAUAA